This is a messenger RNA of Pyricularia oryzae 70-15, 1420 nucleotides long. Its product is annotated as mitogen-activated protein kinase organizer 1. Gene Ontology annotation, biological process: mRNA splicing, via spliceosome. Gene Ontology annotation, cellular component: catalytic step 2 spliceosome. Gene Ontology annotation, molecular function: protein binding. The coding region runs from base 167 to 1240 and encodes 357 amino acids. The transcript has 2 exons. The record is from RefSeq and is a predicted model, not a curated record. Lineage: Eukaryota; Fungi; Ascomycota; Sordariomycetes; Magnaporthales; Pyriculariaceae.
UGCAACUUUUGCAUCCUGAAUUUGUUGCACGGAUCCACAAACUCAGUUAGUUCCUGCACAAUAAUCGAGGUGACAACGCGUGCCUUCAGUUCUGAGAUCCUCCUCAAAUCUCAAAGCUCAAAAGAGCAUUUUCAGGCUACGCGGGAUGGAGUAGUCAACCGACAAGAUGGCAUUUCCUGGAAAGCCUGUGUCGCAGCUUGUAGGCUCAAACGGACCCAUUCAUGCUGUCGCAUACUCAGCAUCGCCAGGCACGUACAUUCUCACCGGCUCGGCUGACCGCUCAAUCCGACUGUAUAAUCCACAGCCGACGACCUCUGCCGCCGAUGGAUCCCUGCCAGAAGGCCGUCUGAUCCAGACCUAUUCGGCGCAUGGGUACGAGGUCCUAUCCCUCGCAGUCGCGGGGGACAAUGCGCGCUUCGCCUCGAGCGGCGGCGACCGCACCGUCUUCCUGUGGGACGUGGCGACUGCUACAACGCUGCGGCGGUUCAGCAACGACGGGCACUCGAGCCGGGUCAACUGCGUGGCGUUCGGCGGCGACGGCGACUCGGUCCUCGUCAGCGGAGGCUUCGACACGACGGUCAAGCUCUGGGACUGCAAGGGCGGCGGCAAUGGAUCCAAGCCGAUCCAUACCCUGACGGACUCGCGCGACGGCAUCUCGGCGCUGGCGGUGCGCGACGCCGAGGUCGUGGUGGGCAGCGUGGACGGCCGCGUCCGCACCUACGAUGUCCGCAUGGGCCGGUGCGUCGUCGACGUUGUCGGUCCCAGCGUCACCAGCCUCUGCCUCUCGCGGGACGGCAACGCGCUCCUCGUCGGCUCGCUCGACAGCUCCCUGCGCCUGAUGGACCGCGCCGCUGGCACCUGUCUGCGCACGUACCGCGCCGAGGGCAGGUGGCGGAACGAGAGCCUCCGCGUGCAGAGCUUGCUCGGCGCGGGGGAGAGGUUCGUCGUCGCCGGCGACGAGCUGAGCUGCGAUGCCGGCGCGGACGACACCGCCGAUCAGGACGGCAAGGUCUGGGCUUGGGAUAUUCUUACCGGUGAGGUCGUCGCCACGCUCAAGGUUCCAUGGACUGCGGCUGCGAAUGGGGCCGGGGAGCGGAGGAGGCGUGCGGUCGGGCGGGAUGGGAAGGAGAAGGGGCGUAAGAAUAUCAUGAGCUGUCUGGCAUGGAGGGAAGGCGGCUGGGGGAAUCAGUUUUGCGUUGGAGGAAGCUCAGGGGUGGUGACGGUCUUUGGCUCUGGAUAGUUAUGCUGUGACAGGAGUAUAGCAUCAUUACUCCUGAACCUACCCUGCACAUGAAUAUGUAUUGUGCUAAUCUAGGAGCUCUUACUAAGGAGUUGUGCGAAGCUUCCGCACUGCUAAUAAUUAAUUGGCUACAACUCAAGCUUACUUGGGACCUUGACGUUGCUACUUAGGUCGAUCGGG